AUUUUGGGAUCCAACUGUUUUUUAUUUUUAUGGAACUAGAGAUUCUGGAAAAACAAGUUUAGUACAAACGUUAGUUGGAGAAGAAUUAUAUGAUAAACCGAUAGGAACUUGGGAUGGAUAUGAUGGACAAGAGAUUGUUUUAUUAGAUAAAUAUCAUAAAAAAAUUGAAUGGAUGGAAUUAAUGAGAGUAUUGCAUGAUAAUAAAUAUAUGGUAGAAACAGAAAGAGGAAAAAUAGUACCUUUUGUUGCGAAAUAUAUAUUUAUAACCAAUAGAAAGACACCUAAAGAAGCACAUGAAUUGAGUGAAGAUGAUGAUAAUAAUUAUAAUGUUUUUGAAGAUCGUCUUGAUUAUAUUGUUCAAUUUGAUGGAAAAUGGAAUGAUAAUAUUAGAAAAAGAGAUUUAGAACUUGUAUUUCAUAAGGGUGAUGAGAGAAAAUUUCAAAAGAUAGAAUGGGAUGUGGAAUAUAAUAAUGAUGAAAUUGAUAAUGAUGAAUUGAUUGAUAUGGGAGAGGAAUUUGUUAGAAAUGUCAAGGGUAAACACUUUGAAAGAAAUGGAAAAGUUUAUUGGCGACCAGAAUUUCCAGAUUAUCUUAAAAGAUAUUUACGAGAAUAUCCUAAAUGUAAAGAAUUGUAUAAGUAUAUUAGAGAAGAAAAUAAAAAAACUAUUAGUUAUAGAAAUAAUGUUACAACUAGUUCAAAAAAGAAAACUGAAGGUAGAUCAUCAUUGUGGUCACAUGAAGGUGGAGCAUUAGGAUAUCAAGAAAAAGAAUAUUAUUAA
This is a messenger RNA of Scutellospora calospora, 778 nucleotides long. Lineage: Eukaryota; Fungi; Glomeromycota; Glomeromycetes; Diversisporales; Gigasporaceae. The record is from the annotation of a GenBank genome assembly.